This is a messenger RNA of Scomber japonicus (chub mackerel), 2145 nucleotides long. RefSeq names its product PAT1 homolog 2 (gene patl2). The coding region runs from base 1 to 2145 and encodes 714 amino acids. The record is from RefSeq and is a predicted model, not a curated record. The transcript is spliced from 19 exons. Gene Ontology annotation, molecular function: RNA binding. NCBI's taxonomy places the organism in Eukaryota, Metazoa, Chordata, Actinopteri, Scombriformes, Scombridae. Gene Ontology annotation, cellular component: P-body. Gene Ontology annotation, biological process: P-body assembly; deadenylation-dependent decapping of nuclear-transcribed mRNA.
AUGAGUGAUUCAGAACAGCAACAAGAAGCAGAGAUAGUGUCUCAGCCUCAGUGGCCUGAGAAUGGAGAGGAGUGGAGCGAUGGAGAGGAUGGGACGAACAUGGACUGUGGACUCCUGCAGGCUAUGGCUGAGGAGGAUGAGGAGAUCAACGUCCACAAUGAGGAGACGUUUGGGAUGGAUCUAGAUGCAAAUGGGACCACAGAGGACCCCAGCAGCACUCUCCUUCAGUUUGGAGAGCUACCGCCUCCUCUACCAAAACCACAACCACCACCAGACCUUAAACCUCCUCCAUCCCCUCACAGCUCCCCCUCCCCUCCCAGACACCGGCCGCAGUAUCUGCCCCGGGCUUGCAGAGGGAGGGGACAGAGGGGACAGAGGGGAGGGCUGGGCAGGGGCCAGAUGUUUGAAGACCCAGCUGUGAUGAGGAUCAUAGAGGGGCGACCAAGCCUUAAGACUCUCGACAGUGCCAUAGUGGACUGUGGGAAUGCCAUGUACCAGAAUACCUUUGAAGAGGAUUGGAUGGUACCAUCUUACAGAAAGGCCAGAAAAAUCUCAGGAUCUAUACUUCAGGACAGUGCUGUAGUGUGUGUGAUUGAUGGUCACAGAGGCAGAGGUCAGCACCUGACCUCCAACUUCCUGGAUUUGCCAUAUCCUGUCUCUUCCUUCAGGGGCAGGAGAGGGGAACCCAGAGGACCCUACUCCAGAAGACAGUUUGGCCAAAGAGGCUUCUCUCAGGUACAUUCACCCAUGAUGCCAGGAUCACCCAUUUUCUCACGUCAGCCGUUAACCCCACAGCAUCAAUACAAUCAGACGAGAAGUUUUAUGUAUCCUACAAGCCGACCUUGCCCAUCCACUCCUCGAUCUCUGACUCCUAAGAUGAUGCAACUUCGUUUUGGUGCAAAUUCACCAAGGCCAUCCCCCUUUUACAGUCCCUCAUCUAAUCCAGUGCAGCAUUUCAGGUACCCGGGUCCAGUCACCCAGCUCCACCCACAACAUAAACGGCUACUUAGUCAAAAACAGCGACUGUUCCAAAGAAAACAGGAGGGCUGGGAUUCUUACUUUAAUCUGAUGACAGCCAAAGAGAAGGAGUGGAUCACCCGGCUGCAGAUGAUUCAGCUACAAAGUGAGAAUCCAUAUCUCGAGGACUACUACUACCAGGAGUACUAUCGACGAAUAGAAGCUAAGAUGGCAGAGGAAGAGCUGGGCAUCAGGAGCAAGAGAGAGCCACCCAAACUCACCACACCUUACAUCACAAAAACUGACCACCAGUACACACCAGUGGUGCACAUUGAAGGCUCUUUGGGUCAAGUUGCUGUGUCCACAUGUUACUCUCCUCGCCAUGCCAUCAGUGCUGUUCAUGCUGUCCAAGCUCAGAGUCCGCUCGAGGAACAAAAAGACACAAGACAACAGCGGUUAGAGGUCCUCAGCAAAAUAGAAAAGUUGUUCAUGGUUUUGUUGGAGGUGGAAGAGACGGAGAGGAUGAAAACCCCUGUCUUGUCUGAAGCAGAAGAAAGAAGGUUGAUGGAGAAGACCCAGAGGAAGGUGGAGCACAUCUUCUCCCAGCUGCAACACCACGAUCCCCUGUGGGAGUUUCUUCCUUUCCUGCUGGUCUCAAAAGGCAAAAAGCUACUCGCCCGUCUGCUCCCGUUUCUGAAACAUGAUUCUGCAGUUAAGAUCCUGAGGAUUGUGACCACUAACCUCCCUAUUCUUAUGAGCAGAGAUGCAGAUGAGGCUCUUCCAGUGCUCUACCCAUCUCUUCUGAAAGUGAUUGGAAGCCUGACAUUCAGUCAGCUAAUUGGGGUCCUCAGAGAUCUGACAUCGUCUGAGUCUCUUACAGUGUAUGAGUCGCUCUCACUGGCGUGUCAGAACAAGUUUGGAUUGUCCUUACUGUAUGGUCUCCUGUCCAAAGGAGAGAAGUUGCUGUCCUCUGGUGUUCCUCUAGAGCCCAGCAUUGGUGACUUUGAGACCUGGACCGACACAAUAUUCCAGGUGGCAGGGCAGCUAUCACAGUGUUCACUGGUGGAGCCGCUUCUUAUGCCCUCAAACCUGCUCACGCUCUUCUGCCGUUACCUGGACAAGCGGACUGUGCAUCAGCUGAAAAGCAACAUGGAGUCUGCAACCGGAUUCGUGGCUCUUCCAUCUUAA